AAUUGUCAUUUCAAUUCUAACAUGAACGAUGUCAUCAUCACUAAUUAUAUUGAAUCAUUAUCAUUAUCAAAACUCGCUACACUAAAAGCAACCGCUCGAUUUAGCACUCGACAUGAUCAAAGAUCACAACUAUCGUCCGACCGUCGUGCACGGAUCCUUGCAUAUGCUCAGCAGCUCAGACAUUGUAAUGACAACCGAUCACCGGAAAGGAAUACCACCAUAAACUCAAGAUCCAAACUACAUAAGAAAAGGAGAUGGCCUGCAAAGAUAAAAUCUUCAUUUGACCAAAUAUUUCAACGACACAUUGUGCAGAGGGGCUAUGAACGUAUUCUUACUGAAGAAUACAACGACGACAAUGAGUAUACACCCACUGAAAAAGUCAACAAAUCCAAACUCAGAACUUCUUACUUUUGUGUGAGAUUCAAGGCACUUCUUAAAGAGUUUUCUUGUGUUGGGAUAUUUAAGCAGCGGCGGAUGCAGGAAUCCCCGGCAGGAGGAGUGAAAGUGUAAAACAAUACAUACAAAUACAUAUAUAUUAAAAUUUUGGGGUAAAUAUAACUAGGAGGGAAAAAAUGGCAGGACGGCGGCACCCAUUUGCCCCUCUUUGAGUCCACGACUGUAUUUAAGUGAUAAAUAAAUACAAUGCAUCUUAGAGCAUCUUUAGUGGUAAUGUGCAUCGACUAAAAAUGCAUUGCCCCACAGUUAAAAUAGACAUUAUGCAUGGUAAGAAAAUCAUCUACAAUGGAACCGUCUAUUUUACUGGCGCUGUUGAGUUGGAACCACAACGAGUACACACUGUGUGAUGCUCCGUCUACUUUCAGCAAGUCUGA
Messenger RNA from Cuscuta epithymum, 830 nucleotides. Lineage: Eukaryota; Viridiplantae; Streptophyta; Magnoliopsida; Solanales; Convolvulaceae. The record is from the annotation of a GenBank genome assembly.